AGAGAGGGGCAGGAGGGAGGGAGGUUCCACCAAGCUUGGAGAAUUCCCUCGUCGCUCCACUGCCAAGCCCGUACAUGAGCUUGUGUAAAACAAGAGCUCAAAUCCGUCGUCUUCUCUGCUUCUACUUGGUUCAGCUUUCUUUUACCGCGUCGUGGCCCUCUCGCAACAGCAGUGGCGUACACUAGAGAGAAAACAACCAUCUGCGUUCUUCGUGCAACCCUCGCCUCCCCUCCUCGCUGCUUCUCGCCCCUCAGGGGCUGUUCGUUCGCCAUCACGGCACGAAGCGUCAUGUCGCUCCGGCCUCUCAUCGUCGGCGCGCUUCUCGCUCUUCUCGUGUGCUGCGCGGCCGCGCAGCCGACGAAGGAAGAGCUGAUCAGCGAGCUUCGAAAGCUCCGCAAAGCGCUGACGCAGUUUAAGUACCUGGGAAGGUACACGCUUGUCGCCACCGCCAUAGACCAAGCCCUUCCGAAAUUGAACGACAUUCCCGACGGCGAGGAUCUCUCCUUGAUCGCCCAGAAGACCGUUCUCAUCCCGCAGAACGAGGCGCUCGGCCCGGCGGGGCUGGGCGGGCUCAUCCGGUCCGGCGGGAGCGGAGCCAAGGCGCUCGAGUUCGCGGACACGGGCCUGAUCAACGUGCUGGACGGCUACUUCACGUUCGACGAGAUCAAGCGCGGCACUACCUUCCCGACCAUGCUCGGCGCGCGUCGCUUGAGGAAGUACUUCGUGCCGCUGGUCAUGCGGAAGGGGUCCCCGUACGCGCUCGGGCAGAGCAAGAACGGCUUGUCGUGGUCGCAGAUCGUGAAUCCGGGGAUAUACCGCGGCAAGUACUUCGUCGCGCACGGCGUCGAUGCGCUCCAGCAGCCGUGAGCGAACGCUGGCGCACCGGUUUGACCCGCCGCGCGGCAAGGCUUGCGUUUUGAGACGCUCGAAACUCGGGCGCGAGUUGACACGCCACGCGGCACGCGAUGAAGCUACGAACGAACGAAACGUGCUUGAAAGAAUGGUCGGAAUGAACCACCAGUAGCUGACUGGCUGGUUAUGGUCUCUUCGUGGGUAAUAAAGCCACAGCACUUAUACUCUUUGGGGGAGCAAGUCCUCAAACAACACACUGUACUCGAUUGUAUGUUCAGUGCGAAGCGACAGAUUCUCACACUAGUCACAAAUUGUAGGACCAGAGGCUUACGAAAUCGUCUAGUAUGAAUUGUAUUGACAUGCUUUUUGUAACGGCCAAUGGUAGAAGUAUGCC
Closterium sp. NIES-67 is the source of this 1246-nucleotide messenger RNA. NCBI's taxonomy places the organism in Eukaryota, Viridiplantae, Streptophyta, Zygnematophyceae, Desmidiales, Closteriaceae. The record is from the annotation of a GenBank genome assembly.